Plasmodium coatneyi is the source of this 1443-nucleotide messenger RNA. RefSeq lists its product as uncharacterized. The transcript has a single exon. The coding region runs from base 1 to 1443 and encodes 480 amino acids. The record is from RefSeq and is a predicted model, not a curated record. NCBI's taxonomy places the organism in Eukaryota, Apicomplexa, Aconoidasida, Haemosporida, Plasmodiidae.
AUGAAUAAACCCGAGCAGGGGAAAGCAGCCGGGGAGAGCGGCAAGCCUAACCCUAGCCAACAAAGCACCCUACCUAAAAAGGAGAGGCAAAAAAUAAAACCAAUCCAAGUCAGACGAAGCUUGAAGGACAUCCUAGUGAACGAGAAUCCCAGUCAGCUCAUCCUUAAUUAUAGCGGGAGAAAAAUAGGGAGCGCUUUUCCUGAUGAGGAUGUAAAGAAGCAGGACCUUUUAAGUGAGUCCCACACGGAAGAACCCACAAAUAAUGAAGACAAAAGGAAAAAAGAAAGCAACGUGGAAAGACUCUUCAGCACAGAAGCAAUCGAUAGCCACCAACAAAUUAUGAUGGACGAAUUGAAAGAACUCCUAAGUAAGGAAGACUUAACAGAUGAAAUGAAAAAUAAUAUUAAAUCGCUCUAUAUAGAAGUGCAGGAAAUUUAUAUGGAAAUAAAAAACGACUUAAAAAAGAAUUGUCCCUCAUCGGAGGACAUUCUAAAUUUGUACCGAUCUGACGACAUGAACAAGAAGAGUAAAAAUGCCGUUUGGCGAAAAUUAUGUUUUUACAAAAUGCUCGGGGAUCAGAUGAGCGACAUUCACAUUUGCACCAUUUCGUCCUAUCGGCUAAAAUAUUUGAAGACCAUUUAUAAGUGGUACUGUAAGAAUAAGCGUCUUUUGUUUGGUCAUCGCUAUAGGGGGGGAGGGCCCUCCGCUAGCGGUGAUGACACGACAACGGAGGACACGGCCAGUAAUGUUACCACGGAUGGGGAUACCUCCAAUGGGGAUGCUGCCAAAGAUGUGAUCGGUGCGGAGGAAGCGAUGGAUGGGAGUGACCCAGUUGAGGCAGCUGCCCCCGCCGACGCAGUGACGUGUGAGGAAGGGGGAACAACCCAGAUGGAAGAUGGCUCAUCACCGGAAAAGGGAGAAGAAAAUGGGGUGAAGAAGAAAAAGGAGGGGCAAAGUGCUAGCCAAAAGGAGGACGAAAAACCGGGUGAGACAGCCCACUAUGGGAGGGAAACUUCCGACCAGUUCGAUGACCUUCUCACGAGGCACAUGCAAGAAAUAAAGAAACCUGAUCAUGAGGGGGAGAAGAGAGAAGUCGAUUGGAGCAACAAUGAACAGGAAGAAGGGCAAAGCAAACCGAGAGAUAACAUCCUAGAGAGUUACAUAUUUCCGAAUUCGCUUUUUGAAAAGGGUACACCGGAGGUGGACGUAGACAAACCAACUGACAGUGGACACAGAAGAAGUGACAUCCAGUUGGACUACACCGGGGAGGAGGACCCGCUACCAACUUAUAUCGACACAAAGAGGAUCAUGGAGCUGGAGGAAGAAAUAAAACGACAGAAGCUGCUAAUCAAGGAGAAGGAAAUCGAAAUAAUUAACUCUCCCAUUGGGAUUAAAUUUAAGGACAUUUUUGGGAAUUUCCAGGACAUUGACAUAAAUGAGUGA